Messenger RNA from Vicia villosa (hairy vetch), 1152 nucleotides. RefSeq lists its product as uncharacterized. The record is from RefSeq and is a predicted model, not a curated record. Bases 1 to 1152 code for a protein of 383 amino acids. Lineage: Eukaryota; Viridiplantae; Streptophyta; Magnoliopsida; Fabales; Fabaceae. The transcript is spliced from 3 exons.
AUGCAGUUUGUUCUCGAGGACCUUUUCGAGUCUGCUCCUCCUGCUAUGACACAUAGAGAUAUGGAUGACAUGUUUGAUGAUUACCUUAAUUAUCUGAUACAAGAUGAGGCACGAAGUACCAUAGUUCCUAGCGAGUGGAAUGCUGCAGAUGACUACAUCCAAUGUGCUGAUCCCUUCCUCCUGCAACAACUGAUCGAGGAAUCCACCCGCGAGGCAGCAAAUCGUCGCCGGCAGGGAGGAAAUCGGCAUACCCCCGCCGGGCAAAGGGGGCCCGGGCACGAGACCUCACCACCUGGGAGGCAGCAGAUCCGUAGCAUCCAGCAGCUGCAGGGCCUCCAACAGGUUCAGAAUGUUGACCACGUUCCUCCCGAGGGACACGUUCAAAAUGGGGAUGACGAGCAGAUCCGAACACACAAUGGGCCAGAACGUGCCCAGAAUGUGAAUGAGACCGACCCCAGAGACGGGCAUGCUGCUUCCUCAUUCACCCACACCUCCGAAAGGCGGAGAGCCCGUCAUGGAGAAGAAGAGGAGCUGCUCAACGUUCCCGAGGACGCUGACCCCAUCACCGUCCGCCUGCUCAAAGAAAUACAAUUGACAAACAGCCUCCUCCGAAUUCAGGAUGACCGAAUUCACGAGCUGGAAAGACAGCGACGACGUCGCUCCCCUCCGAGGAAGCACUACAGGUCACGCUCCUAUUCCUCCUCGCGCUCACCACCAAGGAGGUACCGCCGGCGUUCCCCAUCCUCUUCAAGGUCUCCACCAAGAAGAUAUCGCCGCCGGAGGACACGUUCCCGCUCUCCGCCAAGAAAGAGCAAGAAGAACCAGAGGCCAGAAGCCACUGAAGCGAGAAGCCCCUCCCCCGAACAGGAUCAUCGGGGCCCUUCCAAAGCUGCACCGAAACCUGGCGAACGUCCCCCUCGGGACAACCGUACCAGUUCGGACGAUAACCAAGGAAAACCCCGGCGAAACAGACACUACACUUCACCGGGACCAAGCGACGAGGAGGACUUUCGCAGCCCCUUGUCCGGCACUGCCCGACCCCCACCGAAAACAAAUGGACCAUCUACGUGGACGGCGCUUCGAGCACCUCAGGGAGUGGAGCCGGCAUUAUCCUGGAGAAUGAAGAGGGGCUCAUCAUCGAAGUAUCCUUGA